CUGCAGGACCGAUGAGAACUUCGCUAAGAGGGCUUGUAAAUUCCUGGCUGAGGUCAUUGUUUAUGAGCCCUUACAGAGGUUUGGCUGAUGUCCUCAACUUUUUUUUUUCCUUUGCUCCCCCUGUCUUUAAAGCCUCGUCGCCUCAGCAGAUUUCACCUCUCGGCCAAACCCACUGGACGCACUGCUGGCGUAGAGUGAAAGGCGCUCAUCUUUACGCAUUGCAAAGGUCCCAGGAGUUAUCUAACCUCCACCAUGACUGAUCGCUUUGACUGCUACUACUGCCGUGACAAUCUGCAUGGCAAGAAGUAUGUGAAGAAGGAUGACAAGCACGUGUGCACCAAGUGCUUUGAUAAGCUCUGCGCCAAUACGUGCGCAGAGUGCAGACGCCCCAUUGGUGCUGACUCCAAGGAGCUGCACCACAAGAACCGCUACUGGCAUGAGGACUGUUUCCGCUGUGCCAAGUGCUACAAGUCACUGGCCAGUGAGGCAUUCAGCGCUCGGGAUGAUGGGAAGAUAAUGUGUGGCAAGUGUAGCUCCCGAGAGGAUGGCAAUCGCUGCCAGGGCUGCUACAAGGUGGUCAUGCCAGGAUCUCAGAACGUGGAGUACAAGAACAAGGUGUGGCAUGAGGAAUGCUUCACCUGCAUUGAGUGCAAGCAGCCAAUCCGGACACAGAGUUUCCUGGCCAAGGGUGAGGACAUCUACUGUUCUCCCUGCCACGAAAAGAAGUUUGCCAAGAAAUGCUUCCACUGCAAGCAGCCCAUCACCUCUGGAGGGAUCAGCUACCAGGACCAGCCAUGGCACUCCGAGUGUUUCGUGUGCAAAACCUGCCAUAAAUCUCUGGCAGGAACUCGCUUCACUUCUCACGAGGACAACAUUUACUGCGUGGACUGCUACAAGACUGACGUGGCCAAGAAGUGCCAUGGCUGCAAGAACCCAAUAACAGGGUUUGGCCACGGCACCAAUGUGGUCAACUAUGAGGGAUUGUCCUGGCACGAGUACUGCUUCAAUUGCAAGAAGUGCUCCCUCUCCUUGGCCAACAAGCGCUUUGUCAUCAAUGGAGAGCACAUUUAUUGCCCCGACUGUGCUAAGAAGCUGUAAAAUGUGCAAACUGUUGUGCAUCUGAGAAUUUAAUGAUGUGGAGUUAACACCUAAACUGACUUUUUGACAAAAAAAUAAAUAAAAAUAGCAUAAAACUGUCA
Pelmatolapia mariae (spotted tilapia) is the source of this 1199-nucleotide messenger RNA. RefSeq names its product four and a half LIM domains 1a (gene fhl1a). The transcript is spliced from 6 exons. The record is from RefSeq and is a predicted model, not a curated record. Gene Ontology annotation, molecular function: transmembrane transporter binding. The coding region runs from base 253 to 1098 and encodes 281 amino acids. Lineage: Eukaryota; Metazoa; Chordata; Actinopteri; Cichliformes; Cichlidae. Gene Ontology annotation, biological process: muscle organ development.